AUGCCGAAAAGCGCGAUGUCCGUGCCGGGGUUCUUCCCGUAUUUCGGGUACAUGCUUAAGGAUGUCGGCAGCCGCCUCUCUAUGAUCUCGCAUUACAUGCGGACGAAGCGCCACCCUUACCCGAUGAUGCGGCACCAGAACAUCCGCGCCUACCGCGGCAUGUUGCCCUGGACACAGGACGCCUGCUUCAUUGCGCCGAGCGCGUUUGUUGUGGGCAACGUGGUGCUCGGCCACGACACGGUCAUCUUCUACCACUCGGUGCUGCGCAACUACCACACGAAAGACGCCACCAUCCUCGGCGAUCACACGGUCGUCAUGGACCGCGCGACGCUGAUGGGGCAGAUCCGCGUCGGGCAGGGCACGUACAUCGGUGCUGGCGCCACCCUAGACUGCUGUGAGGUGCACGACAACGUGUACAUCGGCCCUGGAGCCUCCAUCGCGCUCGGCGCCGUCGUCGAGAACAGCGGGAUUGUUGCCGCCGGCUCGGCGGUGCCAAAGGAUGCGCGGGUGUACGCAGGGGAGCUGUGGGCGGGCAAUCCUGCGCAGAAGAUCGCAGAUGUCAGCCCGGCCCAGUCAAGCGAGGUGCAGCACAUCGUGCAUGACCAGAUCCAGGUGGGCAAGGCGCAUCUCAAGGCGAUCCGCGACCACAUCGAACACACGAAGGAGCUCGACGUGAACUGGCUGAAGGAGGCUGUUGCGAUGAUGGAGGCGCAGCAGCAGCAGAUGUCGAUCAAGCUGCCGAUGGAUGUCCCGCUGGAGGCGCGGCGGUUCCUGCAGCCGCGUGUGCACAUGCGCCGCCCAGAGAUGCACAUGCGCAUGUCCUACCCGGUCAACCGCACCGCGCCGUGGAUGCCAAAGUCUGGUGACCAGACCGCGAACGUGUAA
Leishmania mexicana MHOM/GT/2001/U1103 is the source of this 885-nucleotide messenger RNA. RefSeq lists its product as hypothetical. NCBI's taxonomy places the organism in Eukaryota, Euglenozoa, Kinetoplastea, Trypanosomatida, Trypanosomatidae. The coding region runs from base 1 to 885 and encodes 294 amino acids. The transcript has a single exon. The record is from RefSeq and is a predicted model, not a curated record.